Molecule: messenger RNA, 321 nt
Organism: Lachancea thermotolerans CBS 6340
Lineage: Eukaryota; Fungi; Ascomycota; Saccharomycetes; Saccharomycetales; Saccharomycetaceae
Gene: BUR6
Product: negative cofactor 2 transcription regulator complex subunit BUR6
Exons: 1
Coding region: 1-321 (106 amino acids)
Biological process (GO): positive regulation of transcription by RNA polymerase II; transcription by RNA polymerase II; negative regulation of transcription by RNA polymerase II
Cellular component (GO): nucleus; negative cofactor 2 complex
Molecular function (GO): transcription coactivator activity; RNA polymerase II general transcription initiation factor activity; transcription corepressor activity
Source: RefSeq, a predicted model, not a curated record
AUGAGUGAAACCAACGGCAGCGAGGUUUUUGGAAACAUAAAGACACACUUCCCUCCUGCAAAGAUCAAGAAGAUCAUGCAAACAGACGAAGACAUCGGUAAGGUCUCGCAGGCGACGCCGGUGAUCACAGGGCGGUCGCUGGAGUUUUUUAUAGCAAUGCUGGUGAAUCGCAGCGGGCAUGUGGCCAAGGAGAUGGGGUGCCGACGCAUCAGCGGAGAGGUGAUGAAGAAGACGAUCAUGACGGACGAGAAGUUCGACUUUCUGCGAGAGCUGAUCUGCGGGGACCGGGCCAAGGAACAGACGGAUGAGGAAGAGGCCUGA